UGGAAAAAAACCUCGAAUUGUUCACAUCCGGGAACAUUGCCGAGAUGGUCAUGGCGGAGGGUACAGCAGUCCUGAGAAGGAAUCGUCCGGGAACCAAGGCGAAGGAUUUUUACAGCUGGCCCGACGAGUCCUUCGAGGAGAUGGACAGCACCCUGGCAGUGCAGCAGUACAUUCAGCAGAACAUUCGUUCGGACUGCGCCAACAUCGACAAGAUACUGGAGCCCCCGGAGGGACAGGACGAGGGUGUGUGGAAAUACGAGCACCUGAGACAGUUUUGUCUGGAACUGAACGGCCUUGCUGUUAAAUUACAGGGAGAAUGCCACCCUGACACAUGCACACAGAUGACAGCUACAGAGCAGUGGAUCUUUCUUUGUGCUGCACAUAAAACCCCCAAAGAGUGUCCCGCUAUAGACUAUACAAGACAUACACUGGACGGAGCUGCCUGCCUUCUGAACAGUAAUAAGUAUUUCCCCAGUCGGGUGAGCAUAAAGGAGUCAUCUGUGGCGAAGCUGGGUUCUGUCUGUCGCCGCAUCUACAGGAUAUUUUCCCACGCCUACUUUCACCACCGCCAGAUUUUUGACAAGUAUGAGAAUGAGACCUUCCUGUGUCAUCGGUUUACACGUUUUGUAAUGAAAUAUAAUCUGAUGUCAAAGGACAAUCUAAUUGUGCCCAUUCUGGAGGAGGAGGUGCAGAACGCCGGUUCUGCAGAGAGUGAGGCUUGAGGACGGACACAUACAAACAAGUCUUCAAGGAAUAGUUCAUGCAAAAAUGCUAACCUUAGUGACAAUAAAUCAACAGUAGUGGGGAACAGGUCACAGGAUCUCAUUUGCAUAAAUGCCAUUACUACCUUUUAUUCAACAUCAGCAUUGUUAGGAUUUUUGGGUGGAGUUUUCCUUUAACACUUCACAUUUUCAGGCCUGGGCUUUAGAUUGAAUUAUGUACGUAAUGCACCUCACUUGUAUAAAAGCUCACACACGCCCAUCAACACAUCCGGUCGAUUCACACACCAUUGUGCCCAUCUAAGUACUGUCAUCUCAGACAUCCCAACAUGAGACCCAGUAACCGCCAAACUCAUGUGGCUGCUUGUACAAAGCAGUCAAGAUGUUUUCCAUUAACAACAUGAAACAAGCUUCACCAGAAUCAGAUGGCUGAUACAAACAGCCCUGCCAUUUAUUGCUAUGGCAACACUACAGGGACAUUUUAGUGUUUUUAACCAGUCAUGUUCUGAUCUUGUUAAUCUUCAGCUCGCUUUUUUAAUGCUUGCAUUUGCUUUGUUCUUUUGGUUAAGUUAUUGCUAAAG
Messenger RNA from Electrophorus electricus (electric eel), 1300 nucleotides. RefSeq names its product MOB-like protein phocein. NCBI's taxonomy places the organism in Eukaryota, Metazoa, Chordata, Actinopteri, Gymnotiformes, Gymnotidae. The record is from RefSeq and is a predicted model, not a curated record.